Messenger RNA from Triplophysa rosa, 2276 nucleotides. RefSeq names its product CCAAT enhancer binding protein gamma (gene cebpg). Gene Ontology annotation, biological process: regulation of transcription by RNA polymerase II; DNA-templated transcription. NCBI's taxonomy places the organism in Eukaryota, Metazoa, Chordata, Actinopteri, Cypriniformes, Nemacheilidae. The record is from RefSeq and is a predicted model, not a curated record. Bases 315 to 812 code for a protein of 165 amino acids. Gene Ontology annotation, molecular function: RNA polymerase II cis-regulatory region sequence-specific DNA binding; DNA-binding transcription factor activity, RNA polymerase II-specific. The transcript is spliced from 3 exons.
GGGCGAGCGAUGAUGCAACCGCGGGCAAUACUUGAGCUCCUCACUCAUAGGAGAGAAAGAAAUUUUGCCACAUAUGCAUAUUGACAUGGCAGCACGGUCGGAUAACAGCAACAUAAUUCUAACGGAUGAGCACGGGUGAUUGAGACGACUUUUAGGUAUUGCAGCAUUUUGCUAAAACAAUGCGUUUCUGCGAUGAGCAUCUGUUCAGGCACACAUAUUCUCCCUGUACCAUCAGCCCCAUCACAAUAUCCAGCUCUGGGAAGUCCGACAGCAUAUGUCGGUGUGGGUGAGAGAUACAGUGGAAGUGGAUCCAAAUGAGCAAGCAGCUGCAACAGAAGAUAACCAACACAAUUCAGAACGGUGUCAGUGUUAUACAGAAUCGGCCUCAUAAUAGUGCAGUGAACCCCACUAGCACAGCAGGACUGCAGCAGGUUCCUCAGUUAGUCCCAGUGAGUCCCGCAGGUGGGGGAAAGGCCACACCACCCAGCAAGAUGAAGAAGAACAUGGCAGAGAAAGACAGUGAGGAAUACCGCCAACGAAGAGAACGCAACAAUUUGGCAGUAAAGAAAAGCCGCAUGCGUAGCAAGCAGAAGGCACAGGACACCCAGCAACGUGUCAAUGAGCUCAAGGAGGAGAAUGAGAGACUGGAGGCCAAAAUAAAGUUGCUCAGCAAAGAACUGAGCGUGCUCAAAGACCUGUUUCUGGAGCAUGCUCAUAACCUCGCAGAUAACGUGCAGCCCCCUGCUUCUGCUGGAGGCCCCGGAGACCUCUGCAACAACAACAAUGGCAGUAACAACAACAGCAGCCAGUGAGGGGCUAUUGUUGGUGUGCAGUGUGCUAUACUGUGGGCCAUUGAGGCUCUUUAGGCAAAGCAUUUUAAUCGUAUUGCGCUUUCAUUUUCCCUUGUUCCUAGAAUUGCCUGCAAUGUUAACUUAUGUUUUCUCUUGUACACUUAAAUUCGGGUUUUUUUUCCAAAUGUAUUGUGUCUCAUGCUGAGACUUAUGACAUCAUUGCCAUAGCAACUACAGAAUGUCCAACCCACGCGAUUUGAUGUGCAAGAGAUAACCACCUUUUAUAGCCUAAUCUAUUUUAAAGCAUGUUUCAGUGUCUUGAAAUUUAGCAGUAUCUUAGAGGAAUGUGCUUGUCAGUGGAGAAUUUUAUUUUGUGGCCAAAGUAGGUUACAAAGAUUGAAGAUUGUAAAAGUUGAUUUAACAAUUUUACAAUAUGCGAGAUAAAUGUUUCAUCAGUGCAAAGGAAUUCACUCAAAUUAAAUUAAAACAGAAAAAAAGUUUAGUAACUUACUAUAUUCUUGUUUUUUUCCUGUCGGCUUGUCUUAAAUUAAACCGAUUUGUUGACCUUAAGUCUUAUAAAAAAGCAAAUAUUCUUUUUGUAUCCAUAGAAACAGACUCCAGACAGACAAAACAUAUUGCAUCAGACUCCAGACAGUAUCUGCAUUAACAGUAGCCCUUAAAUCCCUACAGUUAAGCCUCCAAUUCCGACAAGGGUGGAGGAGAAUUUGAGAAUAUUAGCUCUAGCCUGAAUUUUAGGGUGUUGGUAGCUCAAUUAAAACAAACUUAUUUCAUAACAGUUACUAUUGUGUCUGUGUAAAUACUCUUGAUGGGGCAGAUAAGAUAUAGAAUGAGAAAUGGCCUUUUGAAAAUUAGCCUUUAAAUUGCAGUCAUUUUGUUUCUCUGACACGUCUUGGUUAAGAUCAGUACGUGUGAAGUUUACAUCUGCAGCAGCAGGUGUUACUUUAGGUUAGUGGAUCAGCUUGGUAAUGUAGCCAAAUGACUUUUGCCCUCAUUGACUCUCAUAGGGCUGUGCGUUCUUGGAGUUGCUGUAGAUAGACUUUUGUACCUCAGGCUAUAUGUAAUAGCCUCACCAGACAGCCUUUAAGACCUGUAUUCCUGUUUAAGAGAAAAUUAAAGAGGGGUCUUGUUAGAUGUCUAAAGCAUCUUUAAUUGUAUUGUAUAUUUUCAUUUUCUAUAUCCAAUGUUUUAAACAUUUAAAACAAGCAUGAAAGGUAAUGCAUGAUUAGCACUAUUUAAACAACUAAAACGUUAUGCUUUAAAUUAGAAAAAAACAAGUUUUGUAUUGUAUCAGGCUGAGCUGAAAUAAAGCUACUGUGAUAAACUUCUUUAAAAAAGUCAAUAUUUUAAUUGAAUAUUUGAAUGGCCUAUUUUGCUUAAGUAUGAGGGUUGCUGGGCAACCUUGCUUUUUUACAUGAUGUAUAUUGGGUUUUUUGUGCAUUGUAAAUUAAAAUUGAAUAUAAAACA